ACCAGUUGAGGGAAGGAUGUUGCUAAUAGUCGUCGAUUCCCAUUCCAAAUGGAUUGAAGCUUGCAUCAUGCGAUCAACAACGGCAGAGGCGACGGUUCAAGGAGACUCCUGGGACCUCGGAACACCGGUGUGGGUCCGCAACUUCGGCCAAGGUGAAAGAUGGUCACCGGGGACCGUCCAGAACAAGCUCGGGUCAAGGAUGCUGGUCAUCGAGACUCCGGAGGGAACAGUCCGUCGUCACAUGGACCAGGUCCGCGGCAGACAAGGUCCGACUGAAAGUCUGGGUGGCGCUAAAGACGAUUCGGACAACGUCGGGCCGCCAGUGACACUAGGACAGCGGGACAGCCAGGGGCCACCGAGCGAGCAAGACGUGCCAGCCCCCGACGGCCAAGACCAACCAGCCUUACGACGCUCAACGCGGACACGGAAACCGAUCGAUCGUUUGCAAUAUUAAGAGAAGAAGAAAUGUUGCAUUGGUCUUUGUUUACAUCCUGUCUAUCCGCUGUUGUCAAGCCGAUAGCAGUUUCCCUGUUGACGUCACCAGUCGUAGCG
This is a messenger RNA of Ixodes scapularis (black-legged tick), 552 nucleotides long. RefSeq lists its product as uncharacterized. Lineage: Eukaryota; Metazoa; Arthropoda; Arachnida; Ixodida; Ixodidae. The coding region runs from base 17 to 454 and encodes 145 amino acids. The record is from RefSeq and is a predicted model, not a curated record. The transcript is spliced from 2 exons.